UGUCAUGUGACCCAGUGCCCAUAAUAAUGAGAAUUGCAUGAUUAGCUGCGCUGGUUGAUGGUGCAAAAUAACUAAUUUAAGUGUACAUAAAUAUUGCUAACGUUGCCGAUAGACCAUAAAUUAGUAGACUAGGCCUAAUACUAAAUCUGCCUUACUAUCCCACAUCUGGAGCCCCUAAAAUGGCGGAAGUGGAGGAGCAGGGAAGAAAAUUAAGUGAAGAAUCCACAGAUGAGUCAGAGGAGGAGGAUACAGAGGAGGAGCCUAAACUGAAGUAUGAGAGGCUGACCAAUGGUGUGACCGAGAUCUUGCAGAAGGAUGCGGCCAGCUGCAUGACAGUGCAUGACAAGUUCCUGGCUCUUGGGACACACUUUGGGAAGGUUUACCUUCUGGAUAUCCAAGGAAAUGUUACACAGAAGUUUGAAAUUAGUUCAGUGAAAAUAAACCAGAUCAGUUUGGAUGAGAGCGGUGAUCAUGUUGGCAUCUGCUCUGAAGAUGGAAAGGUGCAAGUGUUCGGCCUGUACACCAGGGAGGGCUUCCACGAAAACCUUGACUAUCCCAUCAAGGUUGUGGCUCUACACCCCCAGUUCAGCAAAUCCAACAAUAAACAGUUUGUGACUGGAGGAAAUAAGCUUUUACUUUAUGAGAGGAACUGGCUGAACCGUUGGAAGACCUCUGUUCUGCAUGAAGGAGAGGGAAACAUCACCAAUGUGAAAUGGACAGCCAAUCUAAUUGCCUGGGCAAACAAUGUGGGUGUGAAAAUUUACGACAUCUGCAGUAAACAGCGCAUCACUAACGUGUUGCGGGACAACACCAGUCUUAGGCCGGAUAUGUACCCCUGCAGUCUGUGCUGGAAAGACAACACCACGCUGAUCAUCGGCUGGGGCUCUUCUGUUAAGAUAUGUGUUGUUAAAGAGCGUGACCCAACACAAAUGAGAGAUCUACCCAGUCGCUAUGUUGAGAUUGUGUCAGCAUUUGAGACCGAGUUCUUCAUUAGUGGAUUGGCGCCUUUGGCAGAUCAGCUGGUCACUCUGUACUAUGUCAAGGAGAGCUCUGAGCACGUGGAGGAGGAGUUCAGAACACGGCCUCGUUUAGACAUCAUCCAGCCGUUAGCUGAGGGCUGUGAGGAGAUUUCAUCAGAUGCUCUCACUGUACGCAACUUCCAGGAGAACCAGUGCAGGGACUACAGGCUCGAACACUCUGAGGGAGAGUCUCUGUUCUACAUCAUCAGCCCUAAAGACAUUGUAGUGGCUAAAGAAAGAGACCAGGACGACCACAUUGACUGGCUUCUGGAGAAGAAGAAAUAUGAGGAAGCACUGAUGGCUGCAGAGAUCAGCUUCAAAAACAUUAAACGGCAUGAUGUACAGAAAAUUGGAAUGGCGUACAUCAAUCAUCUGGUGGAGAGAGGAGAUUAUGAUGCAGCUGCCAGAAAGUGUCAAAAAGUGCUUGGAAAGAACAUGGAUCUCUGGGAGAAUGAAGUGUACAGAUUCAAAACCAUUGGACAGUUGAAAGCCAUCAGUCAGUACUUACCAAGAGGAGACCUUCGUCUUCGACCAGCAAUUUAUGAGAUGAUACUUCAUGAGUUCCUCAAGACUGACUAUGAGGGUUUUGCCACACUGAUUCGUGAGUGGCCGGGAGAGCUGUAUAACAACAUGGCUAUAGUUCAGGCAGUGAAUGAACACCUGAAGAAGGACCCCACCAACAGCAUGCUUCUCACCACACUGGCCGAACUCUACACGUAUGAUCAGCGUUAUGAUCGUGCUCUGGAGAUCUACCUGAAACUGAGACACAAAGAUGUUUACCAGCUCAUUCACAAACACAACCUAUUCUCCUCCAUCAAGGACAAGAUUGUCCUGCUCAUGGAUUUCGACAAAGAGAAAGCUGUUGACAUGCUGCUGGAUAAUGAAGAUAAGAUAUCGAUGGACAAAGUGGUGGAGGAAUUAAAAGACAGACCUGAGUUGUUACAUGUGUAUUUGCAUAAGCUGUUUAAGCGGGACCACCAUAAGGGACAGAAGUACCAUGAGAGGCAGAUCAGUUUGUAUGCUGAGUUUGACCGGCCCAACUUACUGCCCUUCCUCAGAGAGAGCAUGCACUGUCCACUAGAGAAGGCUCUGGAAAUCUGUCAGCAGAGGCACUUUGUAGAAGAGACGGUCUUCCUGCUCAGUCGUAUGGGAAACUGCAGACAUGCCCUGCAGAUGAUCAUGGAGGAGCUGGCGGAUGUGGACAAAGCCAUUGAGUUUGCUAAAGAGCAGGAUGACAGAGAACUCUGGGAGGAUCUCAUCUCUUACUCUAUAGACAAACCACCGUUUAUCACAGGCCUCUUGAAUAACAUCGGAACCCAUGUGGACCCCAUCCUGCUCAUUCACCGCAUUAAAGAAGGGAUGGAGAUUCCUAACCUCAGAGACUCGCUGGUCAAGAUCCUACAGGACUACAAUCUACAGAUCUUACUGAGAGAGGGCUGUAAGAAGAUCCUUGUUGCAGAUUCACUGUCUCUUCUACAGAGGAUGCACAGGACGCAGAAGAGAGGAGUGCGGGUGGAUGAAGAAAACAUCUGUGAAUCCUGCCACACUCCUAUUUUACCAUCAGACACGGCUCAGGCAUUCGGUGUGGUGGUGUUUCACUGCAGACACAUGUUCCACAAGGAGUGUCUACCGUCCCCUGGGAACCUCCCAGGAAUCCAGUAUUGUAACAUCUGCAGUGCAAAGCGGAGAGGACCGGGCAGUGGCAUACUGGAGAUGAAGAAAUAAUAAUUUCUACAAGUAAAAUAACAGUUAUACAAUUAGAACCCGUUACAAAUUAAAUAAUCUUCCCUUUACUAACAGUAUUUAUUAAUGCAAGCUUGUGAUCGCUAGAUUUUGUUUCACAAAAGCGCCAAUAAAGCACUCCCGUAAUCUGUUGAAGUGUGUUGCCACAAUGUUCCAAACUAGCCAUGUACAGUAGUGCAUCAUCACAUUUUUUUUUUCCCUAAAAUCUUUUUUUCAUUAAGAGAACUUUGAUUACUAAUUAUAUUUAUGAAAGGAGCUUGUAUGAACAGACACCAUCAGGAACAUUUUACAGUGUCAUUCAGAUGAAUGCAAAAUGUCCGUUUUUUUAAGGCUAAACUUUACUGAUAUGUCAUAUAUACUGCAAUAAUGCGGCACAAAAUUCAGCGAAAUAUAUACAAAACCACAGUUUUAAUACACUACCGGAAUAAGAGCAAACAGCCCAGCAGUUUUUGUCCAGUCAAAAGAAAAACAUGGUGAGUCUGAGAGGUUUUAACGUACAAUCAGAAUAGCUGGAUUGCUAUUUGCCAACUAAAUGUGGAAAGUUUAACACUGCAAAAUGGCUCCACGUCAGCCUUUACCUCGUCUACACAAGCUGGAACUCAUUUGACAUGGCCAACUAUUCAUUGCAAUGACUGCAGCGCCUGCUACAGGCCACAGCUACAAAAAUACACAUCAAACCACAAACAUGAUAUGAGAUUAGAAAGGUUAAGCUUUAAUAAUGGUUUGUCAAUAAUCAUGGAAUCAAAUAAAAUGAGGAGAGGAACAGGGAUGAAAGGAUUAAAGGGACAUUGUUAGAGAAAAUCCAUUAUUCGCAAUAUGUUGACAAACUAGCGUAGAACUACAUUCUCACAGAGGGAUACGAAGGUGGUUUUUACUCCUCAGAGUGGCAAGAAUCACAUCAAGCAGGCUUUAUCUGCAAAACGACCAGGAAGUGCCAUCCAAAACACUAUUUUAACACAUUCUCUAAAUAUAUAUAUAUUUCUCUCCCAUCACUUUCAUAUCUUUUUUUUUUUUUCUUUUCCCCACAGUAAGGCCACUACAAAAAGUAAAUUUGAAGACUUAACACCUGUGUAGACAGAUCUUGCAAAAUUGCGAGGGGAAAAAAAAAUAGAAUUUAAGUUUAAGGUCGAAACACUGAGUCACUCCCUUUUUUGGCCGGACUGGUGUUAAUUCCUGCAGCCAAUCAUAGCCCAGGACCUGGUCGACAUGGUAACCACAGAGAUAUGUAACUGAGAAAUGCCCAAAUCCAAAACUCCCAGCUUUCUGUCAUCACAAUGUAAGAAAAAA
This is a messenger RNA of Sinocyclocheilus anshuiensis, 4049 nucleotides long. RefSeq names its product vacuolar protein sorting-associated protein 41 homolog. The record is from RefSeq and is a predicted model, not a curated record. Gene Ontology annotation, cellular component: late endosome; HOPS complex. Gene Ontology annotation, biological process: macroautophagy; vesicle-mediated transport; endosomal vesicle fusion. The transcript has 29 exons. NCBI's taxonomy places the organism in Eukaryota, Metazoa, Chordata, Actinopteri, Cypriniformes, Cyprinidae. Gene Ontology annotation, molecular function: protein binding. Bases 180 to 2744 code for a protein of 854 amino acids.